Molecule: messenger RNA, 927 nt
Organism: Oikopleura dioica
Lineage: Eukaryota; Metazoa; Chordata; Appendicularia; Copelata; Oikopleuridae
Source: the annotation of a GenBank genome assembly
AUGAGAUCCGCAGCGCUGAAUUUUCUGCUUGGACUGAUUGGCUUGAAAUCGACAGAAGCAGUGCCGACUUUUACUCUCGGGAGUACAGGUGGAAAGACAAAUGAAGCUCCAGUGGAUUACGACGAUUUAUUUUCAAACUACGAUUCGUACUACAAUUACAAUUACUACGGAGCGAUUCCAACGCAGUGCGGACUCAGUUUUGACGAUGAAGGAUACUUUGAAAGCGAGCAUCCUUAUAUGGCCAGAACUAGCUGCAUGUACAACGUGACGGCCAGCGAAGAGAUCGAAAUUCGCGUUUCGAGACUUCAGCUCGAAGUGACAGAAGAUUGCUUGUACGACAAUAUUCAAGUCUACACUGGUCACGAUAUGCUGAGCGUCUUCUGCGGGGAGAAUCCGUAUCAAGAGUGGACCAAGAUUGAUUCGCGGCAAUUUGGAGUGUUUUUUGAUGGAUUUAGCGGCGGGCAUUAUGGUUUUAAAAUGCAUUGGAGGCCUGUUACGCAACGAAACCGAUUAAGCGAACUCGGCUUCAUCGAACUGGUCAAUCACAAGUACGAAAGACUCAUCAGCGCGAGACAACAAAAAGCUGGAAACAAAACGUUUCGAAGUCGACUGAUAGCCAAAUUUGCGACUCUUGUGGAGAACGUGUUCGACAAUAAAGAUCGACAGGAAAAACUUCGAAAAUGCGCGAUUGAGCAAGGAGCCGCCCUUGAAUCAUCCGAAAUUCCCUCCCUCUACCGAAUUCAAAUCGAAACUGCGACUACGACUUCGAAAAUAAUGGAGAUUCUAAUGAAAGUUAUCGAGCGACAGGAUGACCUUUGUCGUAAUGACGGGCGAAGAAACCCAGAUCAUCCGAAAAGAUGGCUUACUUGGUUCAAUUGGAGAAGUGAAAAGCUCGAAUCUUUGAAAAACAAGAAUCUGGUGAUGUAA